This is a messenger RNA of Lentinula edodes (shiitake mushroom), 1155 nucleotides long. RefSeq lists its product as uncharacterized. The record is from RefSeq and is a predicted model, not a curated record. The transcript has 2 exons. Lineage: Eukaryota; Fungi; Basidiomycota; Agaricomycetes; Agaricales; Omphalotaceae. Bases 1 to 1155 code for a protein of 384 amino acids.
AUGGACUCUAGUGCUACUGCGAGCAUUUUAUUGCUUGACGAGGUCUGGGCUGCAUAUAGCACUCCUCGUAACCUCUGUAGCGCUCACUCAAAACGAGGGUAUCCUUCAAAAACUGCCAUGAAGAAACUUGGCCAAAUGUUUCUUGACCAUCCAAUUUUAGGCCGUCAUCGUUCUUUGGAGAUUCAACAGCUUAUUGAUUUGCUCCAAGCUGCUCAUCGCCGAAUCAUGGGUCUUCCGACCUCCCUUAAUUCCCCAUCUUCGGCAAUAUUUGCAGAAUCACCUUCCACUCCUCCUCUUCUCCUACAUACAACUUCAAACGAUAACAUCUCAUAUCGGAUUUCUCCAAUCGCAUCCUUAACGUCUGUUCGAGAAAAUAAUCGCGUCAUUUUCUUUCGCGAUUGGCUCCUCGAAAUCGCCGAGGCUUAUAUGCAGUUUCCACCGCUAUCUAUGGACCAACUCAAGCUAGAGCAGCGUAGGAUCCUUGAAAAUUCAGAUUCAUCUUGUCCAUUCCGGGAGCUUGCAUCCUCUCGGAAGCAGGUCUCAGGUCCAAAUGGAUUAUUCGCACAUCACUCCCGCGAAGGCACGUUCAGCGCAUUACUCUUCCGCGGCGUACUCUUCAAUACAGAAGCUUUACAGAAACUGGACAUACUGGGUUUUUUGAGUCCCUUGAAGCCUGGUCCCAGUUUAAAGCUCUUUAUGCAGAUCGAGGGGAAAAUUUUAUAUGCAACCCUUGUGCAUACGGUACAACCAGAGGACGGACUUCCUCUAACGAUCAUCUGGCAAUUUAUUGUCCAUGCUAAGAAUGACAAGAAGAACAAACUCUUCCCUUCGUUUGGAGAUCUUUCAGCAUAUCUGCUUACGGUCGACCUUACUUAUGCUCAUCGCAUCCCUUGGCCAAGCUUGGAUGAAGUUGCGCAUGCCAUAUACGUUCUCGCUAAAGGUGCCCUGCAUGGACUGCAAAAAAUGGAUCUAGUCCCAACAGAUACUUAUAGCGAAAAUCAGGUCAAAGAGGGUUUUAAAGCUUUGUAUAGGUUUCUAGAUGAAGAUGCGAAGUUCCAAAAAGUCAAACAGACUGUUAUAUUUGAUCCAUUUAUGGUGGAACAUGCACUAUGCAAGAUCAGUAAAGAUCGAGUAUAUGAAAGAAGUAAGUUGUAG